Messenger RNA from Ylistrum balloti, 1641 nucleotides. RefSeq names its product multiple epidermal growth factor-like domains protein 10. NCBI's taxonomy places the organism in Eukaryota, Metazoa, Mollusca, Bivalvia, Pectinida, Pectinidae. The coding region runs from base 1 to 1641 and encodes 546 amino acids. The record is from RefSeq and is a predicted model, not a curated record. The transcript has 9 exons.
AUGCCUCUGGUAAAGACUCUGAAAGCGUCUCUGGAUGACCUGCUCAUACACCGAGAUUUGGCUUUACAUCAAAAUGCUACACAAAGCUCAACGUACAAUGAUGGUCCUGUAUAUUAUACUGCCGAAAGAGCUGUUGAUGGGGUACUCGGAGUUGAUGUAUCGGAUGGACACUGUUCCCACACAGGUUCAGGUCACCAACAAGCCUGGUGGAAGGUUGACCUGGGACAGAUUUACCGGAUACAGACGAUCAACAUCACAUAUAGACGUGGUCAAACACACACUCUCAAAGGCUACAGUCUGUAUGUAACAAACAACACAGCUAUGACACUGCAUGGUGGGUCUAUCAAUGAACAGUUAGGUUAUUUGUGUUACCAUGACGCUGAUUCCAGAAUACCAACGUAUAAUCAGUCACGAGAGUGUCACGUUGAUGGGAGAUACGUCGUGUUCUACAACAACAGAACGAACGAAGACGCAUAUAUUGAGCUAUGUGGUGUUCAAGUUUACGGAUGUUCCGCCGGUAGGUACGGGUUUAAGUGUCGUGACACCUGUCAUUGUCAGACUGGUGGGUGUAACCCUGACACGGGACAGUGUGACGUUACCGGGUGUCAGACGGGUUGGAUGGGACUAUCAUGCAGUCUUCGAUGUUACUGUAACUCGGGAGGAGCCUGUGAUAUAGAUACAGGGGUCUGUAGUGGAGGAGGAUGUCAGUCCGGAUGGCCGGGACGCAGCUGUGUUCUAGGACCACAUGAUCGGGAUCUAGCACGUAAUAAAGACACCUAUCAGAGUAGUACUUUUGGUAGCUAUUCAUCAGACAAAGCUGUUGACGGUAUUAUUACCGCGGAUGUAGCACAUCAGGGAAGCUGUUCACAUACAAAGGCAGCAGGACAAAAUGAGGCCUGGUGGAAAGUCGAUCUUGGAGGAGAAAAAAGGAUCGGGACUAUCAAUAUAAUAUACAGACAAAAAUACACCUUCCGAAUGUCCGGUUUUUAUCUGUAUAUAUCAAACAGUUCCUAUACUAGCUCCCAAUCGCUGAGUCGAGACUUUUUAUGUUACCAUGACCACGGACCCGGUCUGCCCUCCUACAUCCAGUCACUAUCAUGUCCAGUCUCAGGUCGAUUCGUCAUAUUUUACAACAAACGUCCUGCCGACUAUGAGCCCUUCAAUCGCAUGUAUUAUUCGGAGACAAAUGCAGUCAUUGAACUAUGCGAAGUACAGGUACUUGGAGCCUGUGAGCGAGGUAAAUUUGGACAAGACUGUAGCCAGAGUUGUCACUGUGCCUCAUCUGACUGUAACCAAAUGACGGGAACUUGUCUUGUUCCGGGAUGUUCUGCUGGCUGGAUGGGUAAUUCUUGUGACCAAGAAUGUGGCAGCAAUUCAUUUGGACGAGACUGUAACCAGACCUGUCACUGUGCCUACUCUGACUGUGACAGGAGGAGUGGGACAUGCACCAUACAUGGAUGUACGGAAGGUUGGAUGGGAAGUAAAUGCAAUCAAGAUUAUGUGAACCAAACCUUCGGACGAGACUGUAACCAGACCUGUCUUUGUUUUAACUCUGACUGUGACAGGAAGAGUGGGUCAUGUUAUAUAACUGGCUGUACGAAGGUUAAAUUGGGAGUGAUUGUAGUGGAGGAGUUUGUUUAA